AUGUCGCGCGAUGGGCGAGUUCAUGGAAGAUGCUCGCCUGUGCUUGAGCUUUCAUCUCCCCACGGGUAUACUCCUUCGCUUCAGGAACGGGUAUCACCAACGGUUGCUCCAACCCCGUGUUUCCGCAGCGAGGGGUGCCGAUCCCCAGCAGUUCAGGGAUUCAGACCACCUCCUCCGAUUAUUAGUGUGGGGCAACUAAUUUAUCCGACAGACCGCGACUCGCCCGCGACUCCUGGACUAAACACUGCCAUUCCCUCCUCUCCAUCACCAUUGGCUGAAGCACGUUUUGGGAUUGCGAGCGCAGGGCACAUCCACCGGCCCUCCGGUAUCGCUCCCGUGGCGCGUAAACUAUCGACACCGUGUGCAAACCCUGUUGCCGAGGCAAAGCCAGUGGCGCGGCCCUCGUUUAGUAGUGAUUGUGGUCGCAUCGUGGAGCACCGCGACCCAACAACACAUGAGGUUAUCUCAAGUUAUCGCUGUCGCAUGCUGCUGGGCGCAGGUGGUUUCGCACAGGUGUUUGAAUUUGAAGAGGUGUCUACAGGUAUCAGUUACGCUUGCAAGGUGGUGGAAAGGAAGAACCUAGCGCGUGGCGGGUCUUCGGCGAGAUUUCGCAUGGAGGUCGAUAUACACAGCAGGAUGAAUCACCCUAAUAUACUUCGCUUCAUAAAGUCAUUUCAAGAUGAAUUUUACCAUUAUAUAAUACUUGAACAAUGCAGCCAGGAGAGUUUAAUGGAUCUUUCAAAGAAGCGCGGUGCUUUCAACUGUCAGGAGAUACAGUACAUCAUGCGACAGAUUGUGUCUGCGGUAGAGUAUAUGCACAACAGCAUGAUUAUUCACAGGGACCUGAAGUUGGGGAACGUCUUGAUUGACUUCGAAGGGAAUAUGAAGCUCGGGGACUUUGGCUUUGCUAGCGAGUUCACUUCGCCGUUUGAAAAGAAAACAACGGUGUGUGGAACGCCAAACUAUUUGGCUCCGGAAGUUCUUGCAUGCAAAUCAACUGGUGUGGGAUAUGGGUUGGAAGCGGAUAUCUGGAGCUUAGGGGUGCUUCUUUAUGCCCUUGCCGUUGGGAAGCCGCCGUUUGAAGCAAAAGAUAUCAGCGCCACGUAUCACAGAAUUCGAAAAGUGGAUUACUCUUUUCCGGAAGGUAUAUCGAUUCCGGAACCUUGCAAAGACCUUAUUCAGUGGAUGCUCCAGGGCGACCCGCAGAAGCGACCGGUUCCGGUGCAAAUAUUGGCGCACAGUUUUCUGUGUUUGCCUCUUCCGCCACGCACAGCGCCAAAGUCUCUUGUGCCUGUUGACGGACAGGUGGGGGGGUCCCGAAGUGAAAGGUGUGGAUCUCGUCGGAUCUCGCCUCCACCCGUGCAGGCACCUGCAACCCGCUGCAGUAGUGGGGUCGACGGGCGUGCGGACCGCUUCGCCUUGACGCAAAACCGUAUGGGUCCAACCGACUGCGAGGAUCGGGCAGUGCUCCAAGAGGCUGCGGGAGUAGAGAGGUGUGGGGACGAAGCUGCGUCUGCAACUGCAGGUGGCACAUUGACCACUGAGAAAAGGAACACAAUUAAGCCUCCACCGCCUACUGCAAUGCUUCAGAGUUGCGUGUCUUGUAGCAAGUACGGGUUUGGGUUUCUUACCCUUCAGAAUGGCUGCCGGUAUCCGGAGGCUUUCCUGAAUGAUAAAACCAAAUUGGUUUUCGAUCGCAACACGGAUACUGUACUCUAUUACGACCGGUCGCGGCUUCAGGCAGUGACGAGAGAGUCCAGGAACCAUAGUCCACUCCUCAGCGAAGAUUUGGCCAAAAGGGGGUUCUGUGACGAAUUGGUUGUUUUUCGCAACGCUUCCCGCACUCUGGUGCGUCGGAGUGAAAACAAGGACGACGGCGACCGCAUGGAGGCUGCAGCAGCAAAGAAACUUGCCAUAAUAAAGUUUUUUCUACCAUGUCUAGAGUGCGGCACAAGGGACAAGCGAAUGACGGUCCUAACGUGUGCCCUUAGGGGCUGGUCCCCUUCUUGGGGGACGGAACUGUUUGCUCCUUGUCGAACGGGUGGCGAGCGACCUGACGUCGUUUACGUAAAGGACGCAGUUGCUGGGACCCUACAUGAGCUAACUAAUGAGCAUCAGGAUGUUGACAUGACACUUCUCGCUGCUCGCAUGUCCGACUACUCCUUUCACGUUUCCAUGCGUUGUGAUGCGGCCCAACAAUCCCUACACCGUCCUAUAUAUGAUGGCGGGGAAGCUAAUGUCACGGAGCAACAAUGGAGUUUUGAUGUUUUGGUGUACUCCGGUUUCCAUGCGCUUAUGGCAUUCGAGGAUAGAGGUACACGCUUCGCUAUGUCCUUUGAGGAUCUACGAAAUCACACAGAGGCAACGAUGGGUGGGAAGGUGUACUUUGCCGCUGGGUCUACAGUUUGCAGCAAGCACAUAACGAUACCAACACCAACACUACAGGCAAUAGGUGUGCUACUCCGAAGAGUUCGCUGCUGUGCAAAUAUUGUGGAGUGCUUUUAA
This is a messenger RNA of Trypanosoma brucei brucei TREU927, 2505 nucleotides long. Its product is annotated as serine/threonine-protein kinase, putative. The transcript has a single exon. Bases 1 to 2505 code for a protein of 834 amino acids. Gene Ontology annotation, cellular component: cytoplasm; nucleus; spindle pole. Gene Ontology annotation, molecular function: protein kinase activity; ATP binding. The record is from RefSeq and is a predicted model, not a curated record. Lineage: Eukaryota; Euglenozoa; Kinetoplastea; Trypanosomatida; Trypanosomatidae. Gene Ontology annotation, biological process: regulation of cytokinesis; mitotic cell cycle; protein phosphorylation.